Messenger RNA from Moneuplotes crassus, 826 nucleotides. NCBI's taxonomy places the organism in Eukaryota, Ciliophora, Spirotrichea, Euplotida, Euplotidae. The record is from the annotation of a GenBank genome assembly.
AUGGGAGCAGGAAAGUCCACUAGGAGUGAAAGCCAGAAGGAAACCGUCAUUGUCCAGAAGAGGCUUAAAUCUGAUGAAGAGAUCGAAAGUAUUUUUGAUGAUUUCCCAAGAAUUGAUGAAAUGAGAUUCACCAAAACUAGGUUUGACUACCUUCAUUAUAUUGUUUUUGUGCAUAAUCAUAAAUUGUUUGAAUCAUGAUUAGAUUGUCCAAGAGUGAUGAAGGUACUAUUAAAAUCAACAUUGUCAAAUGGGGACAAACUGAUCCAUACAGCUAUUAAUAAUCACAACGAGCUUGCGGUCGAGAGCAUACUGAAAGUGAGUAACCACGAAGAGAAGCUUGCGAAAAACUGAAAUGGGAUAGAUGCUUACUCCCUCGCGAAGCUAAGGGAGAACCAUUGUAUCAUUAGCUUAUUUAAUACCGUUGAGCCAGCACAGGUUUCUGCACCUCCUGCUUUGCAGGAGGAGUCCAAGCUUAAUGUGACUAGUCAUACCCAUGGCUCUAAAAUUCCUUUAAAGGGCCCCUUGCCUAGGUUUUCUAAGUCAAAAGUGUGAGAUGAGAGCAUCGGGGUUCAGACAGUCCAAGAGAAGGAUGGGUUUAUAUCAAAUGAUCAUGAAGAACUUAAGAAAAUGACACUUCAACUGGAAAGAGCCAUUCAAAAGCAGAUAGAAUUUGAAUCUAGAGGGGCUACUCCAAGUAAUUUAGGCUCCCAAACGGACAAUCUGAGUAAGAUCUUGCCUCAAAACUCUAACUCAGCUCUGUUGUAAUAGCCAGGUAAUGCAAUUAUCAUAAUUUGGUAUUUAACUUCAAAUAUCGAAUAAUUCCGUA